Molecule: messenger RNA, 6649 nt
Organism: Portunus trituberculatus (swimming crab)
Lineage: Eukaryota; Metazoa; Arthropoda; Malacostraca; Decapoda; Portunidae
Product: proteasome adapter and scaffold protein ECM29-like
Biological process (GO): proteasome assembly
Cellular component (GO): nucleus; cytoplasm
Molecular function (GO): molecular adaptor activity
Source: RefSeq, a predicted model, not a curated record
CAGCACCUUGAGUCAGCUGGCAGUGACGAGGCAGACCAAACAACAUAGGCCGCACCGCAUCACCCACGGCACUGCAGAAACCGCUCGGAUUGCAGUGAGGCUACCGAAGCACAGGAUAUCGGUGUGAGGGCACAGCAGGCAGGGGAAUAGUAAGGAAAGCAGCCCAGUGUGUGGCGUGAAGGUGUCUGAUGAGCGCCGUGGCCCAACCCAACCUGGAGGAUGAGCUGCUACUGGUGGAACGAGUCUUCCUUCGCAUUGGUUCAGCUGCCACCGAUGAUGCUCUGCAGGAGGAACUGCACAAGUUCUUGGCCCCCGUCAUCCUCAAACUGGCCUCCCCCCAUGAAUCUGUCAGGAAGAAGGUAAUGGAAUUAUUGAUUCAUGUGAAUCGUCGUGUUAAGGACCAUGAGCACAUCCAGCUGCCAGUGGAAGCCUUGAUGACCCAGUACCAAGACCCUGGUGCUACUUCCUUUGUGACAAAUUUCUCUAUCAUCUACAUAAAGAUGGGCUAUCCAAGGCUGGAUAUCAACAAACAGGUGGAGCUGCUUCCCUUGAUGCUGAAUUGCUUGGAGAACAAACCAGCACAACACCAAGAUGGUUUGCUGCUGCUUAUGGUGCCUGUUUUUGGUCACAUGAAGUUUCCAGAUACAGCUGAAAAGACUGCCUCCCUCUUUGGUCUGCGUGACAAGCCUGCAGUGGCCAAACUGUUGCUUGACUUCAUGUUGGAUCUUUUGCUGCUGCCAUAUGGUGCCACUCCACUGUCUCAGCUGAGGACUGCAGACACUCCUCAGGACAACAGUGAUGGGCCACCUGUGCCUGGUGUGCCUGCAGGGAUGAGUUUCUAUACAUUCAAAAGGGUAACUGGUGACUUGCCACCAAAACCAGAAGACUUAGAAAAGCUGAAAGUCUGUGUUGUCAAGUUCCUGAGUUCUGAUGUGCUGCCUCCCUCAUCCGUUGCUCUGCCUCUGAUCAUUGGUGCAGCAGAUACUAGAUUUUCUGUGGCCAAUGCAGCAGAAUUACAUCUCAGAAGGAUUGAUGGAAGUAUUGACUGGGAUGCCAAUCCUAUUAUUGCUCCACUGUAUGUUCUGUUCUUAGGAACAUUGAUACCAAAGGACAGAAUUGCACAAGACAAAUUUAAAAAUCCUGGAAACACAAGAAUCCGACUCAAGCUAAUGCCUUACUUUCUAAAGUCAAAAGAAGCUUGCAAUUAUGCACCACUUGCCCUGAAGGUAUUUUUUGAAUGUCUGUGGGGUCAGAACACCAAUGCAAAGUUGAAGCAGCAUGGUGUUACAUUCCUCCACCACAUGGCUUUCAAUGCUGACAAGGAGAAACUGUCACCUGUUGGAAGUGUCCUGUUUGGAGGAGUGGUGAAAGUCAUUGAAGAGGAAAAGUGUGAUGCCAGACUUAGAUCCCUGGCAUAUGGAGCUCUGGCAAAGCUGUCUGUUAAGCUACCCAAUCUUCUCCUUUCCCAUCCUUCACAGCUUCAUUACCUUCAGACCUUGAUGAAUGCUCUUACUCAGGAAGAAGGUGAUGUACUAUUAGCUGUCCAGGAAGCUUUGUCUAUGGUGGCUCCUGUGUGUAAGCAGCUGAGUACUACAAGCCAAGAUGAGCUCUGCAUUCUUUUAUCAGAGCAUGUCUUGCACCACAAUGCACAGUUGAGACGUACUGCUGUUCACUAUGCUGCAUCAGUGUUUCCUCAAGACCAUGUCCCAUCUCGUUUCAUUUUAAUGGUGGCCACGGGAGAUUCUCAUGAUGACAUUCGAUUGGAGUCACGACGGCAGCUUUACAAGCCAGUUAAGGAAGCUAAAGAUGGCACUCCAACCUAUCAUGCUCCACCAUUCACUGCAGUAAUCAAAUAUGUCAUGGAACGUGUUGAUGCUCUCCCAAGAAGAAAAUGGCUUGAUGUUGCCAACCAGCCUGUCCCUUUCUCUAUACCAAUUAUGGAACAGAUUUUGAGAUAUUUGGAACAUUGUCUGGAAGUAGAGGCUGGAAAACAAAGUGGAAGAGAAGAAGGCUUGUUUUGGUCUGAUUCACCAGCUGUUGGAAAACUUGUAAAGAAGAUCAUCAAUGAACAUGAAUAUAAAGUUUCUUCAGGGACACAAGAGAAGAGUCCAAACCCUUUCAUGAGAUACAUUGGGUUUGCUGAGCUUGCUGCCAAUGCCUGGUCUGCAGUGGCCAUGGAAUCUAUCCUGAGGGUGGUGGCCAUUGCUCCUGACCAAUUAUCUAAACACUAUACCUUGAAAAUGGAUUGGAUAAAGAAAUUUAUACUAAGAAGUGGUUAUUGUGGAACAGUAGCAGCUCACCUGUUUGGAGUUGUUGCCGGUCAGGUGCAAAACCAGCAAGAGUUUGAAAAAAUUGUCCAACAAGUUACUAAUAUAAAGAAUUUGCGGGUGGACAGUCAGGAGUGCAGUGUGCUGGCGCUGGGCCACAGCUACUCGUACAGUAUCAAUAACAUGAAGAAGAUGGGCGUGCUCCUGGAGGACUGGCCUGCCUAUGAAUCUGUUGUUCAGGAAUUGGUUAAAAAGCUGCUGUUUGAGAACAGUCCCAUUCAGAAUGCCCUUGUGUUGGGUGGGGAGAUGGCUCGGCAGGGUCCUCUUCCACUGCCUGCCGGGACAGAAGAGUCUGGUGAUAAAGACGUCACUUUGCUUGCCCUUGUGCAAACUCUUAUUAAGAUAUUCAACAACAAGAAGCUUCCAUCCAAAGUUCGUGAACAGGCUAUCUCUACUUGUGGGUAUCUGUGUGUGGGGCAGCCAGAAAUUUCCCACAAAAAGAAAAUUUUAGAAGCUUUCUUGGCAUUAGCAAAGGAGACCAAUGAAGUUGAAGUUCAUUUUGCUGUGGGUGAGUCAUUAGCUGACUGUUCUCUUGGCACUGAAUCUCCAUCAGCAAGAAACUUGUGGACAGAUGAAGAUCCCUCCUUAGUGGAGGCAAGUAAAGUGGCAGAUGAAAAUAUGGAGGAGGGUACCAGUGAUGAGAAGGAAAAGGACACAGAUGAGGCAAUGGAGAAGGACUACAUUGCCCCUGAAGGUGCUUCAACCCAACCUGAAGAAGCCAUGGAUACAAGUGAAGGUGGUACAGCUAGUGAUGAGAAGACUGAAGACCCUGAGGCAGAGGUGUUGACAUGGUUACUUGGACAGCUCUUGGACAAUUAUGUUCCUCAGACUCACCCAAAUGUUCGGCAGGCCUCAUGUAUUUGGCUGCUUGCUUUGCUCAAGAGGUGCCGCAGAAAGCCAAUAAUUCAGCAGAAAUUGACCAGGAUCCAAGUAGCAUUUAUGAAUCUUUUGGGUGACAACAAUGACUUGGUUCAAGAUGCCGCCUCCAAGGGCUUGGGUGUGGUGUAUGAGUGCUGCUCUGAGGCCACCAGGCAGUCCAUGGUGGAGAGUCUGGUUCAGACUUUGACAGAAGGAAAGCGCAGCAUUCAGAAUGUCACUCAGGACACACAGAUCUUCAAAGAGGGAGAGUUGGGUGCAGCACCAUCAGGAGGUCAACUGUCAACAUAUCGGGAGUUGUGUUCCUUGGCCACUGAUCUCAACCAGCCAGAUCUAAUCUACAAGUUCAUGAACCUGGCAAAUCAUAAUGCUGUGUGGAACUCCAGGAAGGGAGCUGCCUUUGGCUUCAGCACCCUCGCCUCUCAAGCAGGCUCUCAACUUGAGCCUUACUUGCCUCAGAUAAUUCCAAAGCUCUUCAGAUACCAGCAUGAUCCAACACCAAAGAUCCAGCAACCUAUGUCUUCUAUCUGGAAUGCUCUAGUCACAGACACUGCAAAAACUGUAGAAAAAUAUUAUCACCCAAUCCUGAAUGAUCUUAUAAAUAACCUAACACAUAAUUUGUGGAGAGUUCGUGAGUCGUGCUGUAAUGCUCUUUCGGAUCUUUUGCGGAGACAACCUGCCUCAUCUGCUGUUGAUAGGAUAAGUGAAAUAUGGGCUAUACUCUUCCGAGUCCGUGAUGACAUCAAGGAAUCUGUUAGAUUGGCUUCAGAUAAAACAUUACAGGCAUUAAGUAAAAGUUGCAUUAAGGUGUGUGAAAGUUCUGGUGAAGAGAGUGAAAAGAUGCUAAAAGAAGUAUUGCCAACCCUUCUGACAUCGGGUAUCACCAGUACAGUGAAUGAAGUCAGAAGUAUCAGUCUGCAAACUGUAUCUAAGUUGUGUCGAUCAGGGGGAGCAAUGGUGAAGCCUCACCUGGGUACUCUUAUCCCAGCCCUUCUGGAAGCACUCUCAGGUCUAGAAUCUCAGGCUCUUAGUUACACAUCUGUGAGAUUAAAUGAAGAUGACAGGGAGAAGUUGGAUAUUGCAAGAGUUGCAGCUGCACGAAGUACUCCGAUGAUGGACACUUUGAAUUAUGUUUUGCAAUACGUUGAUGUGGAUGCUAUGGAAAAGUUAAUUGGAGGUCUGAUUGAUGUGCUUAGAAGUUCCAUUGGUCUUGCCAGUCGAGCAGGUGCUGCUCAUGUUGUGGAGACAUUGACCCAUACUUGCCCAGCUUGUCUUGAAAAAUACACUGGAAAACUCCUUGCAGCACUUGUUAAUGGACUGAGUGACAGAAAUCCAGUGGUAAGAAAGCUAUAUGCCAAUGCUAUAGGUAAUCUUGUCAAAACUGCAAAAACCUCAAGUAUAGAGAAACUUCUUACAAAGCUGCAGUCAUGGUAUCUAGAAAAAGAAGAGGACAGCAUUAGAAUCAGUGCUGCUCUCACCAUUCGAAGUAUGCACUCCCAACACAGUGACAUUAUGAAGCAGCAUGCAAGUCAAGCUAUGCCUCUAGCAUUUUUGGGCAUGCAUGCAGAAAAAACUGCAGAUAAUGACCCUAGUGGUGCUGCAAUAUGGGAGGAAAUCUGGUCUGACAAUACUCCAGGAACAGAAUCUGCUGUGAAGCUUUACUUGACUGAGAUUAUCAACAUCUGUGAACAGGCUCUGCAGAGCAAUAAUUGGUCAAUGAAAGCACAAACAGGAAGAGCCCUGUCCACAGUUUCUCAGAAGUUAGGGUCAAGUAUGAAUGAUGCUCUUGUUGUAUCAUUAGUUACACUUCUCAUAAACAGUCUGCAAGGUAGGACAUGGGAAGGGAAGGAAUCAUUAGUAACAGCUCUCUCCAAUGUAUCAGUGGCCACCAAGUGUGUGUUAGCCACCUUGAAGCACCCUGACCGAGAUGAGUUGCUGAUUGAAGAAGUGGUUAAAGUCCUCACUAGAGAGGCCAGUAAGGAAAAGAUGGCUUACAAAAUUCAUGCAAUCAAGGCACUCACUACUGUUUUAGAUACAUUUCAGAUUGACAGAUUUGAACAAGUGUUUGAUAUAUGCCUCCCAUAUUUGAGACAUGACAAGCAAGACAAGGAUUUAGAAGAGGAUGAUAGCAGUAAAGCUGAAGCAUCUUUGAGAUGGGACCUCAUAGAUGAAAUGGUUCACUCCCUGGGACGUGCCUGGCCUAAUUCCAAAGAAACACAAGAAAAAUACAGUGAACGAGUUGUGGAAAUGCUGAACAGCAGUGUUUCCCGGGUACCACGCAAGACCCAGCUGAGCAUUGUCGGUGCCUUGAAGCACUUCUGGGCACGUCAUUUUCUACUUCAAGAACUUCCAUCCUCCUUGGGAAUGCCAAUCUUUGAUCCACUGUUACAUCAUUCCUGCCGUAUCUUCAACUAUUGUUUAGGUGUUGCCAAGUAUUACAGCCUGCGCAGGGAGUCCCUGGUCGUACUGAACGAGUUCCUGGAGAAGGUCAAAGAUAGUGAAGUGUUGGUGGUUCGGCUGCGAGUGGAGCUUCUCUCUGGAGUGGAGGAGGCUCGCAGGGAUGCCCAACCAGAUGUCCAGGCAUUGGCAACCUCUGCAAACCGAAUACUUCUUAUGGAGACAAGCGACCACAAAUAGCUAUCAAGAAAUAUAACUUAUUUUGAUGAUUGAUUAUUGAUGUUUCAGUCCAGUAGUAUUCAGUAGUAGAUAAUGCAACUUUUUUUUUUUUUUUUUUUUUUUUUUUUUUUUUUCAUACAUGAAAAGUGCAUUUUGUUUGUUACAUGUACAAUACUAAAAUAUGCAGAAUUUGUAUUCACAUACCCCAGAUUUUCAGUUUGAUAUCUGUAUCUAAUUUUUAUCUGCCUCAUUUGAUAAUGACAUGUCUUAUGUAGUAGAAGGUGAUUUAGAGAAAUUAACACAAUUAUACUUUGUGUGUUGAUGGCAAUUUGGGUUUUCCAGGAAUUGCUCAAAAAGUGUAUAUAUAUAUAUAUAUAUAUAUAUAUAUAUAUAUAUAUAUAUAUAUAUAUAUAUAUAUAUAUAUAUAUAUACACACACACAAAAGGGCUUUAUUAAUGCCCAGGUUUUGUUUGAUAAUUUUUUCAUAGCAGAAUUUCUUUAGCAGAAUUAUUUGUAUGAUUAUUAGAAAAAUAUAAACAAAUUGAGCAUUACGUAAAGAUAAAAAAAAAGAGGGUUUCAGUGGAUACUUAUUUAUUUAUAAUGCUAAUUUUACUUAGUAUUUAAAGAAAUAUGCAUAUGGCAAAAUAUUUUAUACAUAUCAAACAAAUUUGUAUGUUAUUCAUCCUCAGUUUAUUGUUUAUACUAUAUCAACUUGAGGGUAGACCUGUUACCUACAAGAAUGUGCAUGAUAGGUAAGUGCUUUCCUGCAUUUCAGGUAAACAAUAAGAUCUUUUUCCUUGUUACCUACUAUAUAUAAAUUCUUACACAUU